This is a messenger RNA of Staurois parvus, 954 nucleotides long. The record is from the annotation of a GenBank genome assembly. NCBI's taxonomy places the organism in Eukaryota, Metazoa, Chordata, Amphibia, Anura, Ranidae.
CCAGGACCCCGCAUUCACUAUAUCCGGUCUUCCCAGACCCUACAUUCACUAUAUCUGGUCUUCCCAGACCCUGCAUUCACUAUAUCUGGUCUCCCCGGACCCUGCAUUCACUAUAUCCGGUCUUCCCAGACCCUGCAUUCACUAUAUCUGGUCUUCCCAGACCCUGCAUUCACUAUAUCUGGUCUCCCAGGACCCUGCAUUCACUAUAUCUGGUCUCCCAGGACCCUGCAUUCACUAUAUCCGGUCUUCCCAGACCCUGCAUUCACUAUAUCUGGUCUCCCCGGACCCUGCAUCCACUAUAUCUGGUCUCCCAGGACCCUGCAUCCACUAUAUCUGGUCUCCCCGGACCCUGCAUUCACUAUAUCUGGUCUCCCAGGACCCUGCAUCCACUAUAUCUGGUCUCCCCGGACCCUGCAUCCACUAUAUCUGGUCUCCCAGGACCCUGCAUCCACUAUAUCUGGUCUCCCAGGACCCUGCAUUCACUAUAUCUGGUCUCCCAGGACCCUGCAUUCACUAUAUCCGGUCUUCCCAGACCCUGCAUUCACUAUAUCUGAUCUCCCCAGACCCUGCAUCCACUAUAUCUGGUCUCCCCGGACCCUGCAUUCACUAUAUCCGGUCUUCCCAGACCCUGCAUUCACUAUAUCUGGUCUCCCAGGACCCUGCAUUCACUAUAUCCGGUCUUCCCAGACCCUGCAUUCACUAUAUCUGGUCUCCCCGGACCCUGCAUUCACUAUAUCCACUCUCCCCGGAUCCUGCAUUCACUAUAUCUGGUCUCCCCGAACCCUGGAUUCACUAUAUCUGGUCUCCCUGGACCCUGCAUUCACUAUAUCUGGUCUCCCUGGACCCUGCAUUCACUAUAACUGGUCUCCCCAGACCCUGCAUUCACUAUAUCCAGUCUCCCCAGACCCUGCAUUCACCAUAUCUGGUCUCCCACAGACCCUGCAUUCACUGUAU